This is a messenger RNA of Laetiporus sulphureus 93-53, 1707 nucleotides long. RefSeq lists its product as uncharacterized. The record is from RefSeq and is a predicted model, not a curated record. The transcript has 13 exons. Gene Ontology annotation, biological process: maturation of 5S rRNA; mRNA cis splicing, via spliceosome. Bases 1 to 1707 code for a protein of 568 amino acids. Gene Ontology annotation, cellular component: U4/U6 x U5 tri-snRNP complex. Lineage: Eukaryota; Fungi; Basidiomycota; Agaricomycetes; Polyporales; Laetiporaceae.
AUGUCCAUAGAAGAGAGCAUCAGCCUGGAGGAGACAAACAAGAUUCAUAUCUCCCUCGGCCUCAAGCCUCUGACCGACGAUAGCGCUUCUGUGGAUGACAGGGAGAAGCAAGCAGAGGAAAACUAUGACCGUCUGUCUAGGGUGAGAAAUCGCCAGGAGCUCAAUGCAAAGCUAAAAGGUUCCGCUCUCGGUAAUGCCGACGGCGAUGUAGACGACACUUUGAAGGGGAUCAAGAAGAGCAAGAAGAGGGAUAAAGAGCUUGCUAGGAAGAGGCAGGAGGAGCUUGAGGACAUGGGCAAGGCAUUUCAAGAAGACUGCACAGAAAAGAACCUCGCUGGCUUGAGAGUCAGCCAUGACUUCGAAGGCAUGGACGAAGGCAAAGCACAUAUAUCAACACUGAAAGACAGCCGGAUCCUCGACAAUGAAGAGGAUGAGCUGCAGAGCCUAGAAAUGGCUGAGCACGAGUGCAUGAAGAAGAAGAAGAAGCUUAAGAUAAAGAGGUGGGACUACACUGGUUAUAGUAAUGAGAAGUUCACUCCUGGUGCAGCUGGUAUGAAGCAGUCAUUGCUGUUCAAAUACGAUGAUUUCCUAGAGGGCCUGAAAGAGACUAUAUGUGGAUUUCAGUUAGGCACGAACAUCACCUCUGCUCAGUCUAGACGUGAUGAGCGGGAGCAGGCAGCUGCCACUGUGAAUAAGUUCUUACUCUCUAUGAACUACGCUAAGAAUAUUGAAUCGGAAGAUUGCCUCAAAGAAGGGGACAUCGGGUUUCAGAAGCCUAAAACAAAGAAGAAGAAGGCUUCUCGUCGAAUGCAGGUAGACAAGAAGCCGAUUCUACAAGCAGCUGUUGCCCGUUCGUGCACAAAGAAGUUACAGAAAGCUAAGAAACUGUCUUCAGAGGACAUUGCUAGACGAGGUCCUGAUGCUGAAGUAUCACCAUCCAUAGUCGCUGAAGAACGCACGAGAUCAGAGGUUUUGAACGAGGAUGGUGUUAUCACUAUUGGGGAGGACGGUGAUGUGGAUGGCGAGAGUGGCUUGACUUUUGACGAUACCUCAGAGUUCGUCCGUGCCAUUACUUAUGAGCCAACCUUGGUCAAGAAGGAACCUCCUGCUGCAACACCAGCACCAGUGCCCAUGGAGAUUACCAAGCCACGCUCACCAUCCGUUGAUGUCAAAAUGGAGCUUGAAGCAGGUGAAGUGAGAGUCAAGGAGGAAGAGGAUGACGAAGAGAUGCUCAAUGUGAUCGAGAAUGCGAUCAAGAACACUGAAGCUGCUGAAAAGGCUGCCGCAGAGGGCAUGGAGGUCCCUGUUGGUAUGCUUACAGAGCAAAUGUACAGCGCUGAUCUGGCAUCUACUUUGAACAUCCUGCACCAGCAAGGCAUCCUUGCUGCACCUACUUCCGACCAAAAGGAGCGAGACAGGAACUUGGAGUCCUUCAAGAAUUACAAGGCGGAUGUCAACAUCGUGUACUACGAUGAGUUUGGACAUGAGCUCACGCAAAAGGAGGCUUGGAAGGCACUUUCACACAACACCGGCUCUCCUGCGCCGCGGCCCGGGUUUCCGAGAAUCUCUGCAGCAGCAGAGCCCUUCGCAUCUUCAAAGGAAGGGACUCCUGUUCCGAGUGACCGCACGAAGCUGGUCAUCGGGCUCAGCGUGAAACACAAGGUGGUAGGAGAGGCUGCGAGCUCGCCGCCUCCGAAAAAGUGGUAG